Messenger RNA from Myripristis murdjan (pinecone soldierfish), 3357 nucleotides. It is a transcript of the gene syngr2b, whose product is annotated as synaptogyrin 2b. Gene Ontology annotation, cellular component: neuromuscular junction; synaptic vesicle membrane. NCBI's taxonomy places the organism in Eukaryota, Metazoa, Chordata, Actinopteri, Holocentriformes, Holocentridae. The record is from RefSeq and is a predicted model, not a curated record. Bases 120 to 851 code for a protein of 243 amino acids. The transcript has 5 exons.
UUGUCCACGUCCAGCAAACUAAAAAGCAAAGCAAAAGGUGGAAGUGGGUUAGUCGGAGCUGCAGAAGUGGUGCUGCGGGGUCGCCGUGUGACUCCAGAGGAUCAGGCAACACAGCAGACAUGGAGGAGACGGGCGGUGCAAGUGCGUACGGGGCGUCGCUGGCAGGCGCAGGCUUCGACUUCCACAAGUUUGUCCGACAGCCGCAAACCAUCGUGCGGAUCCUCAGCUGGAUCUUCGCCAUAGUUGUGUUUGCCUGCAUCACGACAGAGGGCUACGUGAACCCCUCCCACAGCCCCGAUGCGAAGUGCAUCUUCAACCAGAAUGACUCGGCGUGUAACUACGCUGUUGGCAUUGGGGUGAUCGCCUUCCUGGCCUGCGUGGGCUUCCUGAUGUUAGAUGCUUACUUUCCUCUCAUGAGCAACGCAGAAGAAAGGAAGUAUGUUGUCCUGGCUGACCUGGGAUUCUCAGGGGUGUGGACCUUCCUGUGGUUUGUGUGUUUCUGCCUGUUGGCUAGUCAGUGGGGCCGCACACACGAUGUCAGCGGGAUCCCUGAGGACGCUGCGCGAGCCACUGUGGCCUUCUCGUUCUUCUCUAUCGCCACCUGGGGAAUCCUUGCCUACUUUGCUUUGGGUCGUUACCGACGUGGCGUUGGUGAUGUUGCUGUGCCAACCUACGUCGAGCCCCCACCGGAUCACCACACGCCCUACCCCCCGACUUACGCCCCAACCCCCUACACCCCCACCACUUACUCGGCAUAUCCCAGCAGUGGGCCGGACCUGCACCAGCAGCCGCCCUUCAUCCCGACGCCGCAGCCACAAGGAGACGAAGGCUACCAGCCCCCCACCUACUGAGGUCGAGCGAGGAGACAGAGGAGGUGUUGUUCCAGGUGCCGUCACAUCUGAGAGCCUGAGCAGUCCAGCUGUGAGUUGGAGAUGGGGAACACUGCGGUUUAGGUAGAGGGUUGUAGAUCCUUUGUCUGUGUUCAGACCUCAAUACACCAGGCUGAUCGUUGAGAUUAGCUCUGAUGAUUGGGUAAUCUGAUUUUAGAUCUGUGUGCAAAGAUGAAACUUUUACCUCAAGGGGGCUAAUCCUGAAAAGGAUAAGUAGAGGGACUUUGUUCACACGACAUGCACGUUAAAGGUCACGUAAUGUAGAAUAAUCCACCAGUAAGAGCUCCUGUGGAAGCGGCCAGCCCUUCAGCUGUUCCUCCAUGUCCUCUGUUGGAAUCUGAACUUGGAACCCAAUGCCUUUUGAUCCAGAAGAAUGUGCAUCUGUACUUAGAUAUGACUAUGCAAAACUGCCAUUUUAAUGGUUACAUGUUUAUUUUUCCUGCACUUGGUUUAGUGUCAGUAUUUUGCUUUUCCAUCCAGCGCAUUCAAGACCUGUAAGUGAAGACAAAUUUAUUUAAUUCUGUAAUCUUGGUUCUGCAAGUACCAGGUCCAAUGGCAAAACCCAGCUGACACCAAAUGUUUCCAUAUAGAAAACCUUGUUUGAGGGCUGUUUCUUGGCCCCACAUUGGCUCUAAAGAGAUGAAACACUCUUUUUUUUUUUUUCUUUGUCUCCUUAGCAUUUAGUUUAUCUGAUAAUCUGAUAACUGCAAGGCCAUGCUCGGACGAAAACCUUGCUUAAAACAUAGAAAGACUGCUUGUGUGUGCUAUGUUUGUCUUCUCUGCAAAUUAUUGACGUUUUGAAUACCAGCUUAACCAACAGCCAUUUUCAGGGGGGGAUUGUGCAACAGUAGAACUUCCAUUUGUUUGAUCAAAAGUGGGUUACAGGUGUCAAAUGUAGAGACAUUUUUUGAAUAUUCAUGUGCAAGUGUUGGUUUUAAGUAAAGUGAUGUAACAUUCAGAUUGACAGGAGGCACCUGCAGAUAACUAGGUACUUAUUGAACAGGUUUAUCUAGCAGCUCUGUCCUCAUGCUGAGUAGUAACUUAUUAACCACCAGCGACAAAACUGCCUCUGUGGCCCGUGCAAAGCGAAGCCUCAGACUUCCUCAAGGCUGUUGGUGGUAGAUAGUUUUGACACAGAUUAUUUAAUCAUGUUUACAGGCUACAUUAUCUAAACUUCAGAGACCAACACUAGGAAGGCAGACUUCCGUGUGUCACAGGGAUAUUUAAACACCUCAGCAACACCACCACUGGUUUACUUUGUCGAUCGUGCCUUACAGUAAGUUUUCAGUUUGAUCCCCAAGUGGCCUUGACCAGCUGCCGCGGCUCGCCCAAAACUGGACACAAAAGUUGGGUCUAAGGUUGCUUUUUUUCCCCAGUACUUCUGUCCCAGCUAGCAGCGCUGCCUUAGUGUGUAAGCUGAUCUUAGAUCUGUGCAAAUGACAGGCUGGAAUGUAAAUGCAGUUCUAUUUAUUGCGCGUGAUGCCAUGUUGUGAUACGAUAUUGGGAGCACUUACAGCGGUGCAAAGACAUAGUUCAUAUUUAUUUAAGACGUGCAACUGACUAAAGUUGUUUAUUCAGAAUUAAACACAUACACAACUUACUGAACCCAAGACACUGUGCUAUUAAUUUCAAUCAUUUGUGCCUCAAGGGGAAGUUUUCUUGUACAGGGAAGUAAAUGUAAAACACUGACUAAAAUGCACAUUUAAAGGUUGCCAACUUACAUGCAGGCUACACAAACAUGUAUCACAUCUGCUUUUGUUGCUGUGCUUGAGCCAGUUUGCCAUCAUUCAUAAUCAUGCUGUGGCAUAUAAAUAAAUAUUUUCCCUGUUUAAUGCACCCUCAACAAAAACAACAUAUUGCUAUGACCCACUGAGCUAAAUCUAGAUUUAACCGCCGUAGUUUGUCAGCUGAUUGUAAAUUCAUCGUGGGUAUGCCUUCAGACCCACUGUCCAAGACAAACUCCAGCUGCCAUCCCAUCGUGUAGUAAAGGCCAAUAAUGGUUGCAAUGAGAUAACUAAGAAAUUAAAAGUUAAAAAUAAUAAUAAUAAAUUGAUCAAAUUUGGCAGUUCAAUGAGAUGUGCAUUGUACCUCAAUUUCCCUGUUAUUGACAGAUUAAUUUACCUUAUUUAAGCAAGGUCCACAUUUUAGAUAUGAAUGUACUAGUUUUCGGGAAAUUAGAUUAAUAGAAAUAACUUGUUCAUAUCUUAUGAUUUCUAUUAGAUGUUUUAUAAAAAAUGGUUAUGUUUUGGUUUGCUUGUUUUGCUGUAUCACAUGUAUACAUUUUUUUUUUUAAUUUUAUUUUAUUUUUUCCAAUUAAAUUGAGAUAUGAAGUUGCUAAAUGCUCUUUUGCUUAUAUGUUUUUGUCAUUUUCAAGUCAUGGUGUCAAAAGCACAACAAACAGCCAUCUACUUGAAAAGUAGACUUUUUGUUUAUGUGUGAAAGUCAUAGAAUAAAAUCAUUCACCGUA